UAUAUAUUCCUCUACGAAGUGCAAUAUAUACAAACACACAAAAUGGGAAAGGUGGUAUGUGUGACAGGAGCUUCUGGUUUCAUAGCUUCAUGGCUGGUUAAGCUUUUGCUCCACCGCGGUUACACUGUUAAGGCCACCGUUCGUAACCUCAGUGAUCCAAGUAAGGUUGCACACUUGAAAGCACUAGAAGGAGCUAAAGAAAGACUCGAAUUAUUCGAAGCAAACCUACUCGAACAAGGAUCAUUUGAUGCUGUGGUCGAUGGUUGUGAUGGUGUUUUUCACACAGCAUCUCCUGUUAUAGUUGACAACAUUAAUGACCCGCAGACGGAACUUAUAGAACCAGCAGUGAAAGGAACAAUGAAUGUACUGAGUUCAUGUGUGAAGAAGAAGGGUUCAAUCAAACGAGUUGUGUUAACAUCUUCAAUUGCAGCAGUUAUGUAUAAAAGGGGCAUAACUCAACUAUUCAAUACUAGCCAAACUACUACAACUACUAUAAUUGAUGAAACUUGGUUUUCUGAUCCUUCCUAUUGUCAAGAAACUCAGGAAGCUGCAUGCAAUUUUGCUAAAGAAAAUGGUAUGGACUUGUUAGUUAUAAAUCCUGGCUUCGUCAUUGGUCCUCUGCUGCAGCCAACUCUCAAUCUCACUUCUCAAUUUUUUCUCAACUUCAUUAGAGAAGGUAUGCAUGUUGUAUAUUUUCCAGGAAAUAGCAGUGGAAUGCCAGGUGGAAUUUUGAUGCACGUUGACGUAAGAGACGUUGCAUCUGCACAUGUACUAGCAUUUGAGAAUCCUUCAGCUAAUGGUCGAUAUUGCGUCGUCGCAAACGUGUUAUAUUGUUCUUUAAAUUUCUUCCGUGAUCUCUAUCCAACGCUCAAUCUUCCUAAAAGGUACAAUUCAAUAGAAUUUUGUAACUCACGACUUAUAUUAAUUUAUAAAGAGAAAAAUGAUGCUACCGGUACACCACCAUUCCAAGUGUCAAAUCAGAAGGCAAAAUCAUUAGGUAUUAAUUUUAUAUCUCUGGAGCAAAGUGUGAAGGACACUAUUCAAAGUUUCAAGGAAAGAAACUUGGUCACUUUCACCAUUUGAUGAUGAUGUUCAAAAAUCAAGAAUCAUGU
Erythranthe guttata (spotted monkey flower) is the source of this 1112-nucleotide messenger RNA. Lineage: Eukaryota; Viridiplantae; Streptophyta; Magnoliopsida; Lamiales; Phrymaceae. The record is from RefSeq and is a predicted model, not a curated record.